UUUGCUAUAAGUUUUCCCUGUCUUAUAUCAGAUUUUCCCAAAUUGAUGGCUACCAUUUUUCUGAUUCCAAUCCCAGAAGAGGUCACAGGGCGUGGAAGAAUGGCAGAUGAUCGGAAAGAUGAAGGAAAGGCGCCUCACUGGACCUCAGCUCAACUAACAGAGGCAUCUGCACACCCACAUCCACCUGAGAUUAAGGAUCAAGGCGGGGCAGGGGAAGGACUUGUCAGAAGCGCCAAUGGAUUCCCAUACAGGGAGGAUGAAGAGGGCGCCUUUGGAGAACAUGGGUCACAGAGCACCUAUUCAGAUACCAAAGAGAAUGGAAUCAACGGAGAGCUGACCUCAGCUGACAGAGAAACAGCAGAGGAAGUGUCUGCAAGGAUAGUUCAAGUAGUCACGGCUGAGGCUGUAGCGGUCCUGAAAGGUGAACAAGAGAAAGAAGCUCAACAGAAAGAUCAGCCUGCAGCUCUGCCUUUAGCAGCUGAAGAAACAGCUAAUCUGCCUCCUUCUCCACCUCCAUCACCAGCCUCAGAACAGACCAUCGCAGUGGAAGAAGGUUUACUUCCAGCCUUGAAGAUGGAGUUCCAUGAUCAACAGGACUUGACUCCCUCUCCAGCUGAGCCAUUAGACAAGAAGGACAAGGAGUCAGAGAAACAAAGUAAGCCUGGUGAAGACCUUAAACAUGCUGCCUUAGUUUCUCAGCCUGAGACAACUAAAAUUUCCCCUGACAAAAAGGACAUGCAAGGCCCAGAGGAAGAAAAAGCACCUCCCACUCUGUUUGGGCAUACUCUUGGUGCCGGGCUAGAAGACAUGAAACAGAAGAUAGAACCAAGCCCCGUGGUGCCUGGUAUUGGCCUCUCUGCAGAGCCCCCAGCUCCAAAAGAGCAAAAGGACUGGUUCAUCGAAAUGCCAACGGAAGCCAAAAAGGAUGAGUGGAGUUUAGCUGCUCCCAUCUCGCCUGGCCCUCUAACCCCCAUGAAGGGAAAAGAUGUCCUUGAGGAUAUCCCCAAAUGGGAGGGCAAACAGUUUGAUUCUCCCAUGCCCAGUCCCUUUCAGGCUGGCAGCUUCACUCUUCCUUUAGAUGUCAUGAAGAAUGAAAUAGUUGCAGAAGCAUCGCCCUUUGCCCCUGCCCUAUUACAACCAGAUGACAAAAAAUCUCUGGAAGAAACCAGUGGCCCAGCAACUGCCAAAGAUAGUUUUAAAGCUGAAGAGCCCCAUGAGGAUAAACCUGACAAAAUGGCAGAAGCGCCAGCCCCAGAGGCAUUCACCUUACCCAAAGAUGCCCACAUUCCGACCGUGGAAGAAUGUGUCCCAGAGAAAGUUUUGGGAGAGGAGAAAGGGGCAAUAAAGCAAGAGAGUGCACAGAAAAAAGAGCAGGAAGUGACACUUACUGAAAAGGAACCACCACUAAAGCUUGAAGAAAAGACAACCAUUUCUGACAAAGAAGCCGUGCCAAAAGAGAGUGAGCCCCUGAAACUGACAGAUGGAGAAACAGGCAUAAUUCAGCCCUGCAUGGAACACACCCUCUCAAAAGAAGAGCAGAAAGUCCAAGAGCCUACCACAGAGCCAUUAAAACAGGACUCAUUCCCUGUCAGUGUGGAACAAGCAGUGACAGACUCAGCUGUGACCUCUAAGACGCUGGAGAAAGUCAUGACCGAACCAGUGGCAGUAAGUGAAAAGAGUGCAGUCCAGGACCUUUUUGAAGAAAAAGUUGCAGACAAAGAUAUUAAGAUGGAAGGGGUUGGGCCUGCAACAUCAGCGGAGCUUGACAUGCCGUUUUACGAAGAUAAGUCAGGAAUGUCCAAGUAUUUUGAAACAUCCGCCUUGAAAGAAGAAGUGACAAAAAGCAUCCAGCCAGGCAGUGAUUACUAUGAACUCAGUGACACCAGAGAAAGUGUCCAAGAGUCUUUUGAUACCCUAUCUCCCGUGUAUAAAAAUGGAGACAAGGGACUUGAGGCGGGUAAAGAACCCCAGCCCAGUGCUCCAGCACAAGAAACAGGGUACAGCACUCUUGCACAGAGUUAUCCGUCUGAUUUACCUGAAGAACCUAGUUCUCCUCAAGAAAGAAUGUUUACUAUUGACCCAAAAGUGUAUGGGGAGAAGCGGGAUCUCCACAGUAAGAAUAAGGAUGACUUGACGCUAAGCAGGAGUUUAGGACUUGGUGGGAGGUCUGCAAUAGAACAGCGAAGCAUGUCAAUCAAUUUGCCCAUGUCUUGCCUGGAUUCCAUAGCCCUUGGAUUUAACUUUGGUCGGGGACAUGAUCUCUCUCCUCUGGCUUCUGAUAUUCUAACCAACACUAGUGGAAGUAUGGAUGAAGGGGAUGAUUACCUUCCAGCCACAACACCUGCACUGGAGAAAGCCCCCUCUUUCCCAGUAGAAAGCAAAGAGGAAGACCAGACAGAGGGAGGAAAAGCUGCCGGAGAGGAAAGUACUCAAGUCGAGACCUCGUGUGAGUCACCUUUCUUAGCCAAAGAUUACUACAAAAAUGGUACUGUCAUGGCCCCUGACCUGCCGGAAAUGCUAGAUCUGGCAGGCACAAGGUCAAGAUUAGCUUCCGUGGGUGCAGAUGCUGAGGUUGCCAGGAGGAAGUCAGUCCCAUCAGAGACUGUGGUCGAGGAGAGUAGUACCGGCUUGCCCCCUGUCACCGAUGAAAACCACGUCAUUGUUAAAACAGACAGUCAGCUUGAGGACCUGGGUUACUGUGUGUUCAAUAAAUACACAGUCCCACUCCCAUCACCCGUUCAAGACAGUGAGAAUUUGUCAGGGGAGAGUGGUUCCUUUUAUGAAGGCACAGAAGAUAAAAUGCGAAGAGAUCUAGCCACAGACCUGUCCUUGAUUGAAGUAAAAUUGGCAGCUGCCGGCAGAGUCAAAGAUGAGUUCGGUGCUGAGAAAGAAGUACCCCCGCAUACCUCUGGUGACAAAUCGGGACUGGGUAGGGAGUUUGAUCAGGAGAGGAAAGCUAAUGAUAAGCUGGAUACUGUUCUGGAAAAGAGUGAAGAACAUGUUGAUGCAAAAGAACACGCCAAGGCAACAGAAGAGGCCAGUGAUGAAGUUGAAACAUUUGGCUUAGGAGUAACCUACGAGCACAUUCCCACCAAAGAACUGACCAUUUCAAAAGACACAUCACCUCCCAUGGCCGAGAAAGCUGAGAAAGGUCUUAGUUCAGUGCCAGAAGUAGCUGAGGUCGAACCAUCCAAAAAAGCUGAACCAGAACUGGAUUUUGUUGCAAUGAAAGCUGACCAGGGUCAACUAGAUGUGAAAAUCAGUGACUUUGGACAGAUGGCCACAGGGCUGGCAGUAGAUGCUGGAAAGGCAACAGAGCUUAAGCUCGAGGCUACUCAAGAUCUCCCCCCCUCAUCUGGAGCGCCUCAGGAGGAAGACGCGUUUAUGAGUGUUGAGGCUGGCCACAUGAAAGAAGGCACUAAAGUCAGUGAGACGGAAAUCAAGGAGAAGGUGGCCAAGCCUGACUUGGUGCACCAGGAGGCUGUAGACAAGGAAGAGUCCUACGAGUCCAGUGGUGAGCAUGAGAGCCUCACCAUGGAGUCCUUGAAAGCCGAUGAGGGCAAGAAGGAAACAUCCCCAGAAUCCUCUCUAAUUCAAGAUGAGAUUGCCAUCAAAUUGUCAGUGGAAAUACCUUGUGCACCUGCUGUCUUGGAGGCUGAUUUAGUCCCAGAUGAGAGAGCUGAUGUCCAGAUGGAAUUUAUUCAGCAGCCGAAAGAAGAAAGCAAAGAAACCCCAGAUAUCUCUGUCACGCCCUCCGACGUCACAGAGCCAUUGCCUGAAGCCACCAGGGCUGAACCGGCAGAGGCUCAGAGUGAGGAAGAAGAGAUAGAAGCCCGGGGAGAAUAUGAUAAACUGCUCUUCCGCUCCGACACCCUUCAGAUUACCGACCUGGGCGUCCCAGGUGUCAGGGAGGAAUUUGUGGAGACCUGCCCUGGUGAGCACAAAGGAGUGAUCGAGUCUGUUGUGACCAUCGAGGAUGACUUUAUCACUGUGGUGCAAACCACAACAGAUGAAGGGGAGUCAGGUUCCCACAGCGUGCGUUUUGCAGCCCUGGAGCAGCCUGAGGUGGAGAGGAGAUCGUCCCCCCACGCUGAAGAAGAGCUCGAAGUAGAAGAGGCAGCCGAAGCCCAGGCGGAACCCAAGGAUGGCUCCCCGGAGGCUCCCGCUUCCCCUGAGAGAGAAGAGGUUGCACUCUCAGAAUAUAAGACGGAAACCUAUGACGAUUACAAAGACGAGACCACCAUUGAUGACUCCAUCAUGGAUGCUGACAGCCUCUGGGUGGACACUCAAGAUGAUGAUAGGAGCAUCAUGACAGAACAGUUAGAAACUAUUCCUAAAGAGGAGAAAGCUGAAAAGGAAGCUCGGAGACCAUCUCUUGAGAAACAUAGAAAAGAAAAGCCUUUUAAAACCGGGAGAGGCAGAAUUUCCACUCCUGAAAGAAAAAUAGCUAAAAAGGAACCUAGCACAGUCUCCAGAGAUGAAGUGAGAAGGAAAAAAGCAGUUUAUAAGAAGGCUGAACUUGCUAAAAAAACAGAAGUUCAGGCCCACUCUCCCUCCAGGAAAUUCAUUUUAAAACCUGCUAUCAAAUAUACUAGACCAACUCAUCUCUCCUGUGUUAAGCGGAAAACCACAGCAACAGGUGGUGAAUCAACUCAGGCUUCCAGUGUAUUUAAACAGGCAAAGGACAAAGUCUCUAGUUCUACCUUGUCAAAGAUUCCUGCCUUACAGGGUAGCUCAAAGUCCCCAAGAUGCAGCUCUGCUUGCCCUAGUACGUCUCAAAGGGCUUCAUUUUCUGACAGGUUUUCAAUACAGCCCACCUCAGCAGGCUCCACAGACCGUUUGCCAUACUCAGAAUCAGGGAACAAGGAUGGAGUAACCAAGAGCCCAGAAAAGCGCUCUUCUCUGCCCAGACCCUCCUCCAUUCUCCCUCCUCGUCGAGGUGUAUCAGGAGACAGAGAUGAGAAUUCCUUCUCUCUCAACAGUUCCAUCUCCUCUUCAGCACGGCGGACUACCAGGUCAGAGCCAAUUCGCAGAGCAGGGAAGAGUGGCACUUCCACACCCACUACCCCUGGAUCAACUGCCAUCACUCCUGGCACCCCACCAAGCUAUUCCUCACGCACCCCAGGCACUCCUGGAACCCCGAGCUACCCCAGGACCCCUCACACGCCAGGAACCCCCAAAUCGGCCAUCUUGGUGCCCAGCGAGAAGAAAGUUGCCAUCAUACGUACGCCUCCAAAAUCUCCCGCUACUCCCAAGCAACUUCGGCUUAUUAACCAACCACUGCCAGACCUGAAGAAUGUCAAAUCCAAAAUCGGAUCGACAGACAACAUCAAAUACCAGCCUAAAGGGGGGCAGGUUAGGAUUUUAAACAAGAAGAUCGAUUUUAGCAAGGUUCAGUCCCGAUGUGGUUCCAAGGAUAACAUCAAACAUUCUGCUGGGGGCGGAAAUGUACAGAUUGUUACCAAGAAGAUAGACCUAAGCCAUGUGACAUCCAAAUGUGGCUCUCUGAAGAAUAUCCGCCACAGGCCAGGCGGUGGCCGUGUGAAAAUUGAGAGUGUAAAACUGGAUUUCAAAGAAAAGGCCCAAGCUAAAGUCGGCUCACUUGACAAUGCUCACCACGUACCUGGAGGUGGUAACGUCAAGAUCGACAGCCAGAAGUUGAACUUCAGAGAGCAUGCAAAGGCCCGUGUGGACCACGGAGCUGAGAUCAUUACGCAAUCCCCAGGCAGAUCCAGCGUGGCGUCCCCCCGACGACUCAGCAAUGUCUCCUCUUCUGGAAGCAUCAACCUGCUCGAAUCCCCUCAGCUUGCCACUUUGGCCGAGGAUGUCACUGCUGCACUCGCUAAGCAGGGCUUGUGAAUAUUUCUCAUUUAGCAUUGAAGUAAUAAUAUUUAGGCAUGAGCUCUUGGCAGGAGUGGGCUCUGAGCAGGUGUUAUAGUCAUUCUUUACAAACCGUAAAAUAAAUAAUCUCAUUCCCAAACUGUAGUAAUUGUUACAAUUUUAUAAAAAACAAUGAAUAGUAUAUGCAGAAAUUGACUUGGUUUCCAUUUGCAGCAGGAAGACACUGGCUUUACAUGAGUACAAUUGGACAAUUAUUUUUGCUCUGCUCUGUUUUGCAUGGAGUAUUAUUAUUUCAAAUAUUGCAUUUUUACCUUUCAUGUGCCUGAAGGCUAUCCAUACAUUCUGAAAGGCCUUGUUGAAAUCCAAGCUGCUCAUUCCACUCUUCUGUUGCUGGGUGAAAAGAUAAAAGCUGCCCAUUUUAACUUAUUACAGGUUAAAUUAAAUCAAGGAGUCUGAUUGCAGGAAGGAAAGAGCAUGUAAGAAAUAAGGUUUUUUUUUUUUAAGUGUUAUUUUGUAUAAAUGGGAAGAAAGAUUCAGUUAAGUUAUUAACAUUUGGGACCUGGAUAAUUAUAUCAGAGUAUAAGUCAAUCCAAUAAAUUAUUUAACUAAUUAAAAAUAGUUACGAAGCAUUUGAGCUGUGGUUGAGGAAGCGAUAUAAAAGUGCAUCUCUUAGGAAUGAAGCACUUUCAUUAGGAUGGACUCAUGUCUGAUUAGAAUGUCAGUUGAUCAGCUAGAUUUGUGUCCACACUACCAGUUUCACACUCCCUUUCCAUCUGUUUGAUACAGUGUUAUAGAUAUAAAUAUAUAUAUAUUUCUCUGUGGCCAUUUGUGAUACUUCCUCAUAUACUUGAAUAUUAUACUUCCUUAUUCACAGUAUCUGUGUCUCCUGCACCCUUUGGUGUUGCAAUUUUAGGUAUGUGAAAGUAGAUGUUAGCAGGGUUCUUUCCCUAUUUAAAAAAAAUACAUUAAAAAAGAACAAAAAGUUUUAGCAUGAAGUUGCUUCCUGUAACAACUGAGAGCUGUAACCCUGUUUUAGUGCCAGAAACAAGUCUCUCCCGUGAUGCUAGGAAAAUUUAUUUUUCUUUGCUUUCACCAACAUGGAGUUUGUGGGGGUGGGUCCAGUUAUACAUUAAAAGGGUUUGCAGA
Molecule: messenger RNA, 6987 nt
Organism: Neomonachus schauinslandi (Hawaiian monk seal)
Lineage: Eukaryota; Metazoa; Chordata; Mammalia; Carnivora; Phocidae
Gene: MAP2
Product: microtubule associated protein 2
Exons: 14
Coding region: 46-5859 (1937 amino acids)
Biological process (GO): microtubule cytoskeleton organization; neuron projection development
Cellular component (GO): neuron projection
Molecular function (GO): microtubule binding
Source: RefSeq, a predicted model, not a curated record